Messenger RNA from Phoenix dactylifera (date palm), 1307 nucleotides. RefSeq lists its product as uncharacterized. The record is from RefSeq and is a predicted model, not a curated record. NCBI's taxonomy places the organism in Eukaryota, Viridiplantae, Streptophyta, Magnoliopsida, Arecales, Arecaceae.
AUGCUGAGGCCAACGCAGCCGCUUUCUUACCUUGUUCUCAUCCUCCCGACCUCCAUCGUCGCCCUCCCCCUCCUUAUCUACUUCCUCGCCUGCAGCGGCCUCGGCCUCGGCCUCCUCUGCCGCGCCAACCACCCUGCUUUCGCUCCUCUUCGCGACCCCAGCCCAAAGACCCCUUCUUUCGCCGCAUCCCUCCAAAGUUCUCACCUUUCGCCGGGUUCCGGCGAUGGACAUCAUCCCCAUACCCAGCCGAACUCCUCUCUGCCUUCCAGGAAGCCCGCGGGGUCGGAAAGGGGCAAGCUUUUUCCCAGCUUCCUUCACCCCAGUGCUCGGUCGCGUCGGUUCUCCGCGCGAGCUGCCGAGUUCCUUCACGGGUCUCGCUCUAAUCCCCUGGAUUCUCCUUGCACGCCUCGUUUUUUCAUGACCUGGAUCUCCUCCUCGGAAGUUUUUCGCCCCAGGGAGUUGUUUGCGGUCGAGAGCUUGUUCAAGUCCCAUCAAAACGCCUGCUUGCUCAUUGUUUCCAACGCCAUGGACUCGCCGAGCGGCGAGCAGCUAUUGAGACCUUUCUCCGAGAGGGGCUUCCGGUUGGCGGCCAUGUCGCCGGACUUCCCCUACCUCUUCAAGAACACGCCUGCCGAACCAUGGUUCCAUCGGCUCUUGAAAGGGGAAGUCAAUCCCGGGAAUGUCCCCCUUGGCCAGAAUCUAUCCAACUUGCUCCGGCUUGCAAUCUUGUACAAGUAUGGAGGAGUUUACAUCGACGCCGACGUCAUAGUUCUGAGAAGCUUCCAUGGUCUGAGGAAUGCCAUUGGAGCCCAGUCCGUCAACGCCGAGACCGGUAACUGGAGCCGGCUGAACAACGCCGUGAUGGCAUUCGAUGAGGAGCAUCCACUUCUUUAUAAAUUCAUAGAGGAGUUCGCGCGGACCUUCAAUGGGAGCAAGUGGGGUCACAACGGACCUUACCUUGUUUCGAGGGUCGUCGCCAGGGUCGCCGGGAGGCCUGGCUUUGAAUUCAGAGUAUUGCCGCCGGCGGCAUUCUAUCCGGUGGGUUGGCAUAAGAUAUCGACGCUGUUUCAGGCGCCCAGAAAUGGGAAGCAUUGGAAGUGGAUUGCGAAGAAGCACGAUUCCAUUCGUAGACGGAGCUUCGCCCUGCAUCUUUGGAACCGGGAGAGCAGGAACAUUGAGGUUGAGGAGGGGAGCAUCAUUGGGAGAAUAAUGUCGGAGUGUUGUUUGCUCUGCAAUUCUUCAGUGAAUGUAAUGUAAAUAGUAGCCAAGGUUUCUCUUUCUCUAAUGGAUCGCCUCAGUUCAUUCCA